Messenger RNA from Coccidioides immitis RS, 732 nucleotides. RefSeq lists its product as uncharacterized. Lineage: Eukaryota; Fungi; Ascomycota; Eurotiomycetes; Onygenales; Onygenaceae. Bases 1 to 732 code for a protein of 243 amino acids. The transcript is spliced from 2 exons. The record is from RefSeq and is a predicted model, not a curated record.
AUGGUCAUGAGCUUUGUACAUGGCUGCCCUGCGGAUUUAACAUGGUUUGAACCAUCGGGACUCGACACUUUGGAAGAGUGGCGAGUUAAGAUCUUGGAGAGCCUUGCGGGGGCAAUGUCACAGCUUCAAGAGCUCGAAUUCAACCACGGGGCCUUGUUAUCGCUUGGAUUAUGGGACCUUUGGAACAAAGGAUUAUGGAGGGUCCUUAAGGUCGAAGAGUUCGGAUCCUUUACCUCCUCGCAAGCGUAUCUCCAGUAUUGCUUAGCAUCCCGCCCAGAUGGAGAGAUCUAUCGCAACCCUAGUAUCAACGCAGGCGCUCAAAAGAUCCUAGAUAUGGCAAUUUCGUGCCUGCCACACUUUACAACUGACGAAUCCGCCGAUGCGACGUUCGUCGUCGGCCUCCCAGAUUUCAAUUGGCAAAACAUUAUGACCGACGAUGCCGGAAAUGUUACUAGCAUAGUGGACUGGGACAACGUCCAAACCAAGACUGGACGUCUUUGGUACUCGACUAUUCCUCGAUGGAUCGCUACGGACUGGAAUCCGGCCUUGUACCGCCUUAGCACCUACCCGCUCUUGGAGCACUCUCUCGAGCGACUAGGUCACUACCAGGAAUUUUAUCGCAGGAAAAUGGAGGAGGUUUUACAAACGGUGGACUCAAAAGUUUUCACGGAAAUUGCAGAUCUUCGGUGCCGUUUUUCUCGGGGCUACGGAUUCCAUCACCCGUGUCCAUAG